This is a messenger RNA of Cygnus atratus (black swan), 1833 nucleotides long. It is a transcript of the gene SLC15A5, whose product is annotated as solute carrier family 15 member 5. Gene Ontology annotation, molecular function: transmembrane transporter activity. The transcript is spliced from 9 exons. Gene Ontology annotation, biological process: transmembrane transport. Lineage: Eukaryota; Metazoa; Chordata; Aves; Anseriformes; Anatidae. Gene Ontology annotation, cellular component: membrane. Bases 1 to 1749 code for a protein of 582 amino acids. The record is from RefSeq and is a predicted model, not a curated record.
AUGCCUGGUGCAGACAGCAGAGAGGUUCAAGAGAAACAGCUUUGGAAUGAUGCUGCUGACAAGGAGCAAAGACUGACGCCCAGUAAACGCAACUGUGCUGGAAAUGUGUCUCAGCCUGAGAAGAAACUCCAAGAGGCCAUUUGUGUGCUGCUGGUGGAGUUGUGUGAGAGAUUCACAUUCUUUGGCAUUGUCUGCAACAUGAUCCUCUUUUGCACUGUCAGACUUGGCUAUCGCAACUACCAGGCAGCUAUUGUCAAUAUGUGCUUUGUAGGCACCUCCAUGUUGACACCAGUGCUGGUUGGCUGGCUUGCCGAAUGCCUCGUGGGAAGGACCAAGCUUGUGUGCAUCUGCAUGUUUCUACACUUCCUAGGCACAGCCCUGCUACCUGUUGUGGCUUUCCCAUUUGAAGACAUUUACAUUGACAGACGACACAUUCUUCUUCAUACGCUAACAAAAAAAGAGCAGAAAAUAGUAUUCUACUUUGCACUACUCACAGCUAGCCUGGGAAUAGGAGGCAUAAGAGCUAUAGUUUGUCCAUUAAGUGCAUACAACCUUGAGAACUGUGGACCAAAGGAACUUCUUUCUUUUUUCAACUGGUUUUAUUGGUUGAUUAACUUAAAUUCAGCGGUUGUCUUUGUCAGUAUCUCUUAUAUCCAGCAGUCUGUGGCCAGGAACCUUGGUUUCCUUAUCCCAUUUGUGUCCAUACUUAUGUCCAUGAUCACAAUUCACAUGGUGCGUGGUGAAAUGAUUUACAAACCCAAAACAGACAGUUCCCUUCUGACGACUUUUGGGGUAAUUGCUAGUGCACUGAAAACUUGCUGUGUGCGGUAUCGCUACUUUGGUGGAGGUGUAACAAACUGGCUAGAUCACGCCAAGGAAAAUUAUGGUGGUCAGUACAGUGAGAUUCAAGUGGAAAGCACAAAGUCACUUGCCAGGCUCUUCCCACUGUUUGCUUUCCAAAUUCUAUACAGAACGUGUAUUAUGCAGAUUCCAUCAGGAUAUUAUCUCCAAACCAUGAAUUCCAACUUGAACUUCAGUGGAUUUGUCUUGCCAAUUGCAGCAAUGAAUGUAAUAAGCAUCGUGCCACUACUGAUUCUUGUUCCUAUUUUGGAAUGCAUUAACUCAUGUCUCUUCAGUUCCAAGGGAAGUGGACGUUCUCCUACAAUUUAUAUCGUUGUAGGUCAGUUAUCUGCUGCAGUUUCUGUGAUGGUUGCUGGUUUCUCUGAAAUACACCGAAAGCAUUUCCCUCAGGUGGAACAGACCCUUUCCGAGGAGAUUCUCCUGGUCUCCUCCAUGCCUUGCUUCCACUUAGCUCCUCAGUAUGUCUUACUUGGAGUGGCUGAAGCCUUGGUAACACCUUCCUGUUCAUUGCUAUCAUUCUGGCUUGUGCCAGAAAGAAUUCGAGGUAUUUCCAUGCAUUUUUUAACUGUCUUCAAUGGAGCUGGCUGCUUUAUGGGAGCUUUCUUUGUUCAGACAGCCCACACAGGCACUCAAGGCAACUGGUUUCCACACUUGCUACAUGAAGGUAAAUUGGAGAGAUUCUUCUUCUUCUUGGCUUCCUUAAUGAUGGUGAACACCCUGGGGUUCUGGACCAUUGCACACAGAUACAACAAUCUGAAUCAGGAAUACACCAGUGAGUUCAGAGGAGCUCUUCCUGAGGAAAAACUUCUGAAACAUGACAAAGACAUCAAGCACUAUGAUAGUGUCCUGGAUUGCUCUCCCAUUUUGUCUCCUGUGGAGACAACCUGAUCAAGUUUCCCCCUUGUUGGACUCAAUGUUGAUUGUUACCUACCAGCUUUCUAAUGAUAAAUUAUCUAGUGUACCUUUAGUGGA